UGAAAUAGCAAAGAAUGCCAAUAUCUUGCAGAUAUAUUGAGACGUCCCAGAUAAUUUGCCAUUACACGACCAAAUAAAUCUGCACUUGUGUUAUUUCACACACCCACUCUCCACCUCACAGCAACUCAAAUUUCAUUACCUUUUAUCCCUUCUCCCUCAACUCAUUUUUGAAGUCUAAAAAUGUUAAUCUUUCUAGCCCCAUCAUCUCCAAAGUAUCUUCCAUCACAAAAACACAACUACAAUCACUAUGUCAAUCCCAAAACAACUCACUCCCCUUCACUAUUCAAGAUCCAAGCCAUGGCUAAAAAAAGCAGCGAAACCUCAAGUUCCAUAGAGAAAAUUGCUAUAGUAGGUGGACAAAUAUCUACACCAGUAGUUGGAUGGUCUCUUUACACAUUAAAAACAACAGGGUGUGGUCUGCCACCUGGACCUGGUGGUUCAAUUGGUGCACUUGAAGGGGUGAGUUAUUUAGUUGUGGUUGGAAUUGUGGCUUGGUCAUUGUACACUAAGUCUAAAACUGGCUCAGGUUUGCCCAAUGGACCAUUUGGUUUGUUGGGUGCAGUUGAAGGCUUGUCAUACUUGUCAUUGUUAGCCAUUUUGGUUGUGUUUGGGUUGCAGUUCUUGGAUCAAGGUUCUAUUCCUGGGCCACUUCCAACAGAUCAAUGCUUUGGUUAAAAUCUGUUUUGGUUGCAUUCGUUGUAUAAUAAUUUACUUCUUUGAUCCAAGAAUCAGAAUGAAGAAAAGACCAAAAGAUUGUAGUUUAAAAUUUUACUUCACUUUUUUUGUGUUAUUGUUGAUAAUGUUUUGGAAUAGGCCAUGGAAUCGUUAUCCAAAGUUAUGUGGCCUUGGUUUGUCUAGGCUGGCAUUAAUCAAAGAGACGCAGUUCUUUUUA
Nicotiana attenuata is the source of this 892-nucleotide messenger RNA. RefSeq lists its product as uncharacterized. The record is from RefSeq and is a predicted model, not a curated record. The transcript has a single exon. Bases 181 to 675 code for a protein of 164 amino acids. Lineage: Eukaryota; Viridiplantae; Streptophyta; Magnoliopsida; Solanales; Solanaceae.